This is a messenger RNA of Ipomoea triloba (trilobed morning glory), 1117 nucleotides long. RefSeq lists its product as uncharacterized. The transcript is spliced from 7 exons. The coding region runs from base 184 to 1029 and encodes 281 amino acids. The record is from RefSeq and is a predicted model, not a curated record. Lineage: Eukaryota; Viridiplantae; Streptophyta; Magnoliopsida; Solanales; Convolvulaceae.
GGUUUUUAUUUUUUGCACCAAAUAAGAAACAGUCGUUGCUCGUCUUCUUCAGUCUCUCCAUACCCUCUCGGGCUCCCCUGUCGCACUGCAGAAGAGUCUGAUUCUAAAUCCGAAUUGAAGUUCCGAUUUGGGCGUAGAAUUUACUAUUGGUUUAUUUGAGCUCGCGAUAGAUCUGCCGCCAAGAUGUUUCGCUCUUUCUCAAGUCGUCGCUUCUCUCUCGUGUUCCUCAUCAUUCUGUUACUUGGUGAUGGUUCAUAUGGUUCUUCAGUUGGAAGUCGGAAAUCCGGGAGUUCUGUGUUUUCUUUGUUUAACCUCAAAGACAAGAGUAGAUUCUGGAGUGAAUCUGUUAUCCGUACUGAUCUGAAUGAUUUGGAAUCUUCUGGGCCAGAUAAAAUGGACAUUCUCAAUUAUACCAAGGCAGGUAGUAUUGCAAAUUAUUUGAAGCUUUUGGAAAUUGACUCCAUAUACCUUCCAAUCCCUGUGAAUUUCAUUUUCAUAGGAUUUGAAGGAAAGGGUAACCUAGAGUUCAAGCUACAACCUGAGGAAAUGGAGCGUUGGUUCACAAAAAUUGAUCACAUAUUUGAUCAUACAAGGAUUCCACAGAUAGGAGAAGUCCUUACACCAUUUUACAAGAUUAGUAUUGAUAAAGAACAACGACAUCAUCUUCCCUUAAUCAGCCAUUUAAGUUACAAUUUCUCAGUUCAUGCCAUCCAGAUGGGAGAAAAAGUCACAUCCAUCUUUGAACGUGCCAUUGAUGUCUUUGGGCGUAAAGAUGAUGUGUUAAAUACCAGGGACGAUGGAGACAAUCUUUGGCAAGUAGAUGUGGACAUGAUGGAAGUUGUUUUUAAUAGCCUUGUGGAGUAUCUCCAAUUAGAAGAUGCCUACAACAUUUUCAUUUUGAACCCCAAGCGCGCUGAAAAGAGAGUUAAAUAUGGCUACCGGUUUGUAUUUGGAAUAGUUGGUCCAUUGAUUUUUCUCUUCCAAUUUACUUUCCUUAGGCCAAAAGAUUUCCUCCUUUAUGUUGGCUAAAAAUAUCAUUCUCAGAAUGUAUUCAGAGUCCAGUCACACUGAGGUGACUUAAUCUUAUUAUUCAUAUAUAAGUAUAUAACUAGCCAAA